Messenger RNA from Ooceraea biroi (clonal raider ant), 1866 nucleotides. RefSeq lists its product as uncharacterized. Lineage: Eukaryota; Metazoa; Arthropoda; Insecta; Hymenoptera; Formicidae. The record is from RefSeq and is a predicted model, not a curated record.
AGCCAUUAUGCUUCGCUGCACUUCUGCUGGAGUCGCGCGAGAGUAGCCGAGCUCGGUGACACUUUACGAGAAAGCUUCCACUGAGAGAUAAGUCACUGAGAAGCUGACUAGCUGACACUGAUGCCGGGGCUAUUGUGAUGUCGUUAUUCGUUUCAAUUCAAAUGAUCUGAUAUUAUCUCGACGAUAUCAGUAUCAGCUUCUCAAUAAUCUCUUUUUUAUUUUUGCUAAUUGAAAACUCUAUUCUAUUUAAUCAAAUUCCCUCAAACGGAGAAGAUUAAAUUAUCAAACUUUUACUACUACUAAUUUUUUAUUAUUUACGAAUGUUUAAUUUCUAAAAUAUUGUAAUAAUUAAAACCAAUACUAAAUUGGAACGAAGUAAAAGUAUAUACAGGAAUAAGGAAACUAUCGUGUUGCGGAUUUUCGCAGUGAUUAAUCCCUUUCUGUAUUCUGUAUUGAUAACGCAAGAACGAUGACGAAAACGAUGCGAAUGGUCUCUCGACGAUAUUUGUAUUCGGAAAAUGACCCACAGCGAGAGAGAAGUCGAGAUCAACGUCUCGACAUCCAGCCACCCACUUACGUGAUAAUCAGGGCACGUCUGCGGGUGCGCUGGCCCCGAAGUGCAACGAACUCUCGCGAGGAAGCGCAUUUUCGCGCAUUCCAUACGUGCAUAUCAUUAGCGGCUUUUGCAAUUUAUGCAUUUUACAAUAAACGGAAGCCCGCACCAUCGACAACACCAUCAAAACUUGAGUAACACUGUUUUUCUUGGAAACCGUAUUAACGAUUUUAUUUUCAUCCUGAACUGGUUUACCGUAUAAUGUGCAAACCAUUCAAAUUAUGAAGCGACGAAAUUCAUAACAUCAGCGGUUUCAUGAUUCCCUCGUCUUGUCAGCUAUUUAUGCUUAACGAUAGACCGAAGAAUCGUAUCAGUCUUGGACAAAGAGUAAGAGCAGUAAGAAGUCACGAUGCUCGCGUAUCAAGUAUUGGUGAGUACAAUUUUCUAAUAUAUACUUUAUAAUUCUUAUUCUAUGCAUCCUUGCAUAUUUUACAAGCCUUUAAUUUCCGAAAUGUUUCAAUAAUUAAACUACAUACUUCAUUGUUUUAAUUAAAAGUAACAAUUUCGUGAAAAUCAGUUAGUGUACAAUAGUAAUACAUCUAUUCAUUUCUUGUAACUUUUAUUAAUUCAAUUUUGAAUUUAAACAAUUCAUGUCAUUUAAUAAUAAGUAUUAUGUAGAAAUAAUUUAAAGAAUAACUUUCCGCUACCGGCUUUCGUUAUGCGAAUUUUGCUGAUACUUUGCUUGAUCAUUCUAUAGUUUCUCGCAGCGACAAUCUCGUCGACAAGCAUCGUACUUACCGACAUCCUCGUUCAACCUGGUUACGAGCAUCUGUAUCGCAGUAAUCAGUACAAUCAUCAACCUGUUCUGCAGUACAACCGGAUGUCCUCUCCGACCGAGAGACAUGCAGAACAAUUAACAACGCAACAACUCAUGCAGCAUCAUCCGGAAGUACACACGUAUCCCUAUUACAGAAUGUAUCAUAAUCCGGCGCCGUUAAAUUUGGCGAUAUCUCAUCAGUCUCACCAUUUUACCUAUUUACCAAAGCCUGCGGGUCAUUUGCAUUACAUGAAGGUAAAAGGUUAUGGACACACCCAGCACCCAAUGUUCGUCGGCUUACCUUACCCUUUGGAACCGAAUCCAGCGAAUCUACGACUACUAAACAUGAAGAUGAAGUGGCCACGAAGCCGUCCUUAAUCGACGUUAAGCAUUCUGCGGUCAACGACUCAUUAUUGCCAGAAAACGAGCCGACCGAUACCGACAGUAAGUAUUUGAGUAAUAAAUCAUACAUUAAGUAUUUACUCGCGUGAAAUAU